CACUGCGACAGAGUUCACUUCAGUCGCUGUUUGGCCAUCGAGCGCGCCGAGUCGAGUCGGGACGAUUCGCGCUCUGUCGCUUAUCGUUCCUCGCGAACCCUCUUGUGACAGCCGAUCCACGAUCGUCGUUUAUCGCAACGAUUGCGUCGUCGGAGCUUGUGCCUAACAUCCUUGUGUCUCUGUUCAUCGAAAACGAGACGCGAGAUUGUUUCGUUUCGCGAUUUUCCGCGCGCGAAAGGUCUGUCUCUCUCUCAGUUGCUCCAGGACACAUGGGCUCCCAACACGAGGGAUGGAGGAGUUAGCGUGAUGCACCUUACAGAUAACAUGCUCCUGGCUGCAGUGCGUGGACGGAGCUUGGUGGAAUAGUCGGUGCUCGUCGAUUCACAGCGGCUGGGAAUCACUCGGCAGCUUCGUCCUUUCCCGACGACAAUCGAGGACCAUGAAGAUAUCUUCGAGCCUCCACUCGAGGAUCCUCGCCUGGAUUUUCUGCCUGUUCGCUGUUCUCCUGCUUCCUUCCAGAACAAGCGCCUUGUGGGAAAACUGCACUGACUUCCUGGGUGAAACGGUUAAACACGGUCUCCUCUAUGUGCCAGGACCUGCGGUUUGCAGUCUCUGUGUUUGCUAUCAUUCGGAGCCAAUGUGGUGUAAAGCUAUCUACUGCACGCCACCCUACAAAUGCAAGAGGUUUCGAGUUGGCGAACGUUGCUGCGAGUUCGAGUGCCUGGACGGCUCAGACGAGGAGUGGACCGAGUCGGACAGGAUCAUCGCUGCAUCCUCGGGGAUCCAGAAGCAGAGUGCAGUUUGGAUGAUGGGUUUGAUCGCCUUGCUGAAGGCGCUCUAGUUCUCAGAAUUGAAAACCACCCGGACGCGUCAAUCAGAAUGUCAACGACGGUGAAGACGAGCACCAGGGAUAGGAGAAGGUACAGUGUAGUCAGGGCUGGAUUAAGGCAUGGACUUUAGGGGCUACAGCCCGUGAACCUUCACCAAGAGUCACCUUCGGGCUACGGACUGUUUAUGUAUAAUAUUCACGCGGAUGCUGGACGUCGGGUCAGUUUGACCCAUAAUGAUAUUAUUUCUGUACGCAUUCAGGAUGGAAGUUUUAGAUCAGAUUUUUACAUUAUUACAUUUUUAAAUCACUUUGAUUUUAUGUGUAGGGGCAAAUUCUAUUCAGUUGGCAUGAAUUAUUUUCCUGAAUAUAAUGUUUAUUUUUCUUACUUCGUAUCCUCUUCAGGAAUAAAUAAAAUACAUUCACUCCCAACGCACGAGUGUAGAACGGAGCUAACUAACUUGGAUUUGCCCCUGCAACUAAAAACACACUCGAAAGUGAACUGAAUUCGAAUUACUUCUUUGUGUUUGAAGAAAGAAAUUCCUUUCAGUUUUAGUGAUAAUAAGAAAUGUUUGAAGGUGAGAAAACUAUAUUUGCCAAGUGUUAUAUAAAUGAAUAGUCUUGUAAAAAUAAAUUUAAUUUUCCUUUA
Hylaeus anthracinus is the source of this 1475-nucleotide messenger RNA. RefSeq lists its product as uncharacterized. NCBI's taxonomy places the organism in Eukaryota, Metazoa, Arthropoda, Insecta, Hymenoptera, Colletidae. The transcript is spliced from 4 exons. The record is from RefSeq and is a predicted model, not a curated record. Gene Ontology annotation, cellular component: membrane. Bases 440 to 841 code for a protein of 133 amino acids.